GAGUGAUGGCUACCCAGAUAGACACAAAUCCUAGCCAGCCCCAGCACAUGGGAGGUGAUGGAGGAGGACGUGUUGUUCGUGCCCAGAGAAACACAAACCUUCUCCAGCCAGCCGUGCUGCAGCGCAAAGGAGGAUCUGCAGGAGGACGGGGUGCUCCCGCAGCUGUUGUGCAGCCUCCUGUGCUCACAAAGAGCUCCUCAGGUGGCAGCUGCAAUGGAGGAGGACUCUCUGGUGCCUCCGGGGUUGGAGCAGCAGGCAAGAAAGGCGCAGCGUCCUUGCAGAAAGCGAGCUCUGCGUUAAGCGGUGCAAACCCGGCUGAUGAGCACAGAGAUGGACAGCAGAGACUUGCUGACUGGGUAGCAGAAGACAUGGCAACCUGGGAAUCUUCUGGACAGUGGAUGUUUUCGUGUUACUGUCCUGAGAAGGGCAAGCCUAAUGUUUCAGGCUUUCCAGAGAUCUCCCCUGAGGAGCUGUGCCUGGGGUAUGACACCUGCAGUGCCAAGGAGGGCACAGGACUCUACAUACACGCUGUCCAUCAGUAUGUGCAACAAUGGAGAACCAGGCUGCAGGAGCUGAAGGCUUUAAAUGCCUGGAGAACAGCAUCGAUGCUACUUUGGAGAGAGAAAGCGGUCACUCCACCAUUACCUUCUCUUGGACUGGGAGGACAGCAAGCACCAAGCCCUGGGUUCCCAAGCUCUCCAGCCAACAGCAGCGGUGCUGCCCGCUUGUCCUUGCAAAUCCCAGCAUCUCAUCUGGAAGCGCUCCAGCUGUGGGGAGCUCUGCUGCUGCCUCCAGUCCUCCUGCCCUCGGGGUGA
This is a messenger RNA of Lagopus muta (rock ptarmigan), 815 nucleotides long. RefSeq names its product nucleoporin NUP42-like. Lineage: Eukaryota; Metazoa; Chordata; Aves; Galliformes; Phasianidae. Gene Ontology annotation, cellular component: nuclear envelope. The coding region runs from base 6 to 815 and encodes 269 amino acids. Gene Ontology annotation, molecular function: nuclear export signal receptor activity. The transcript is spliced from 6 exons. The record is from RefSeq and is a predicted model, not a curated record.